UAUUUGUUGAAUCCUUAUUGGGAUAUUGGUGUAUAUGUAUUUUAAGGUGUGUUGCCGAUUCAAAAUAUUUUAGUUGGAGUGAACCUUAUAACAUUUUUAACAUUCUUCUGUUUUAAUCGACAAAAGACCAACAGUUGAAUGCUAUGCAUGUUAUAGCCUGAUGGGGGCGACGUUCGCACCAUUCUUGUUUAAAGAGGGUCGAGGAAGUAACUGACAUUACCAUACCCGGUGAAAAAAUACAACGCAUGCGGCAUGAUUCUGAUCCUAAACAUUCAAAAUCGUUUGGAUCAAUGGCAGGAAACCUGAAAGACAAGGAGGCAUACCAAAGACUGAACUAUCUACAUCAGGCUUCGCAUUGUGUUCUGUCUCAAAACGCCAGCAAUGUGGAAUUGGCUCGUUUUUACAGCUUUACCCAAAGGACUAUCGCAAAACGUCUAGUUUUGAGACAGGACCCGUCAGUGAAGAGAACACUGUGUAAGAAGUGCUGCUCAUUGCUUAUCCCUGGUGUGACUGCUACAUCAAGACAAAGAAGAAAUAAUAAAGCAACUAGAUUUACCGUGAUAAGGUGCCUUAGCUGUGGACAGACCAAGACGUUUCUAAAUAAUCCAGAACAUUGUUUGUGGGUUGACCGACCUGAAGCCCAGAUGGAGAACCAGGUGCAGUCAGAUCCUAAACAAUCUGCCAUACAACUGCCAAAGGUUGAUGUGUCCAAGCAGUCCGAGCCCAACCAAGACCUUCCUUCUGAGGCUAUAGCAUGAAGAACCUUUUUUUUUAUUGUACAUACAGUUUGAGUUAUGAAAAUAAGUUGUAUGCCGUUGAACAAGUAUUUUAGUGAUGUCACUGUCAUAUUUUGAGCUUUCCAAUGUGUGUAUGUUGUUGAAAUAUAAGCAUUAUCAUAC
Gadus macrocephalus (Pacific cod) is the source of this 899-nucleotide messenger RNA. It is a transcript of the gene rpp21, whose product is annotated as ribonuclease P 21 subunit. Bases 246 to 758 code for a protein of 170 amino acids. The transcript is spliced from 5 exons. Gene Ontology annotation, cellular component: nucleolar ribonuclease P complex. NCBI's taxonomy places the organism in Eukaryota, Metazoa, Chordata, Actinopteri, Gadiformes, Gadidae. Gene Ontology annotation, biological process: tRNA processing. The record is from RefSeq and is a predicted model, not a curated record.